AAACAUUUGACUCCACUUCCUCAAACUGUGAAGCUGCUCCCCGUGUGUUAGUCCAGCCUGCCUGCACGCUCUUACUCAAUAACACAUCCUCCCCCCUCCGAGCAGGAAACGAAACCCAGCCUCAGACACUGUCUGUCGGCGUGAGAGCAGCUAGAGGCCCGGAGCUGUGCUGGUGGAGGUGGUGGUGGUCUAAUGGCAGGUCAGUGGAGUGGAGCUGGAGCGACACGAUCCCGGCAGACAGGACGACCAGCAGCUGCUGCCCUCGCGCUCCUCACGCUGCUCACCUGCUGCGUCAGGUGUGCGGAACCGACAGGAAUCAAACCGAGCAACAUCAUCCUCAUCCUCGCCGAUGACCAGGAUGUGGAGCUGGGGGGUAUGGUGAGUGAGACCCCUCCAUGAAAGUGCUUUAUAAUAUUCACUUUUAUUGAAAAUAGGUGUUUUAUUGGCUUUAAUUACUGUUAUGGAGUUUCUACCUGUGAGACACACACCUGGACGUUCCAAUAAUGUGUUUAUAGACACCGAGGAUACACCUCAGAGUCAUGUUAUCUAACUUUAUAAUCUUUAUAUCAUCUUAUUAUCUGUUUUAGGGGAGAGUGGGGUAAGUUGAGCCACCCCCUGUUGCUUGAAAAUGGUCAAAGAAAUUGAUCAUGUGACCAAAUAUUUAGGAGAUGGUUCUCAAUUCAUGGAGUCUGUGAAGGUUAGAAGCACAUGGGCGAAGGGGUUAGACAUUUAUUUCCAAAAAAAAAAAAAAAAAAACAUUUUCCACUCUUGAAAGUGAAUUUAGUCUGUCAUAAGUUUCAUUAAAAUUGUGUUCAGACCAAAAAAGAUGUGGUAUCGAUUAGCUACAACAUGAGGUCAAAAACCUAACAUAAAAGUCCACCAUUUUAGCUUAGCGGACUAAUAAAGUCAUAAUAGUAGUUCUGGGGUAACUGAGAAAGUAAAGAAGUCUGAUGAGAGGAUCAGAGUUUCAGUUCAGGUUGUUGAAAUGUUUUUACUUUUUCUUUUCAAAAAUACAGCUGUGAAUGUUCUGAAUCACUUAAAAACAUUCUCAUGUUAAAAUGACUUUUUAAAAAAACAGCUUUUUAAAAAUAGUAAAAGGAAUCAUUGUACCGGUUGAAUGGCGUAUAAUAGAUAAAAAAAAUACACAAGAAGUGACUGUUAUUUAGGGAGAGAGAAGGUGAGGGAGGGCUGGGGUGGAGAUCCAACCUGUGAAUGAAUAAAACUUUAAGGCUGUAUUAUAGCUUUUUCAGCUAGUCUACUUCAAUCACGAUGUAAGCUGCUGACUGCUAACUUUACAGUAUAUGAAAUGAGAAAGAUUAUAGCCACCAUGACAAACGUUUAGUUUGAGUUUAUUUUGGCAUCCUCUGCACUCCCAUAAGGGCCUGUGUCCACCAGAGGCAUUACAUGUGCAUGUCAUUAAUUUUGAAGCUUCUCUCAGUGGCUAAUACUGUUGCUAGAGUUAUUUAAAGGGAUAUUAAAGGGAUAUAUCAUAAAUGUUCUUCCUUGAGUUGCGUCAGCCCGCAGCAGUCUGUAAAGGACUGGCCUGAGGUCUCACUACAAACAAGCAGCUGCUGGAAGAGAGUAGGUGAGCUGUGUUUAGUCUCUUUGCUCAAGAAAUUAGGCAAAGUUAAAAAGAUGUUUGGUGGCUAGUACUAUGGCUUGGACCCUAUAUGUACUGUUAAUGAAGUUAGGUGCUGUUCUGAGCAUUAUUUGUGGCUAUAGAGUGGCGUUUUGGUUGAGGUUUGUUUAUGGCUCCUCAGACCGCUGUGUAUUGCUAUCCUGCGGUCGUUACUAAAGUUGGUAUAACUAGAGAAGCAAGUGGGCGGCAACAUUCAUCUCUGGAGGGGGUGUCUAACUUGGUGUUACGGUGUGCUUGACCCUUAAUUAAUGUUACGCUGGAAUAUCCCUUUAAGUUGCCUUGUGGCGCUUCCUCUUACCUUACUACUGACCAUUAAGUCUGGUUUUAAAAAUGCUCUGUAUGCUUCACAUUUGCUUUAACUAAUUAAAACAUAAAGAAGAUUUAAAAUAGAUAAAAAUUUUGUCACAGCAUCUGCAGCAGCUGGAUAUUGUACCUUAACCAAGCCUGUGUUCAGUUACUCCUCCUUAUAAACCUCCACCAUUGUUGUUGACAAAACUCAUAUGAAAAACCACGCCCCUACCUGAUUUUGAUUGGUUGAUGAUGGAGAAGUGAUACGCCCCAAAAGUUAAACUAUUUUCAUAUGAGAAAUACCUGUUUUCACUUUUUACACCAUACAAGUCAUUUUAUGAGAAUAUUAUAACACCGCCACACCCUUAAUGUACUUAAUUUUGUAUCCAUUCAUAAUUUUUUCUCAUUGUUGCAGGUAUAACAUUUUUAUGACUAUCCUAACCUCUUCACUUUCCUAAUGCCGCUGCUCUCUGACAGAUACUGAACUGAAGUUUGUCAUUUUAAUACAUUGACAAUAAAGUCCUGUUAGGCCCCAAUGUAGUGACUAUGCUGACCUGAAUUUUGGUCACUGUCUGGGUGCGGGAGUGAGGUGUUUUUGACACUUCUAGUACAAUCCAAUAUUUCAUGCAUGUCUUUCUGUUAAAUGACAAUAAACUCAUUUUCUACAACCUCAAAAUAUUUAUCCAACUACCUGACAGUAUGACAAAUAACAGCUGCAUGAGUUCAUAUCUGAGCAACUUAAAACUGAAUGUUCAGCCUUUGUGCAAACAGAGAUCAUGUGUGCAACAACACUGAAGUGCUUUUCUAAUGAGUCAAACUAGGAGUUUAUUUUUUACAGCUUCAAACUUGUGAAGGGGAUGUGUGAGGUCAGUGGUUGAGUUGGUCUGUUUCAUGCUUUCUCUAUUAAAUACUCAGUCACUAUCAUGAAGAUAACAGUCUGGGGAGAGAUCAGCUGUCAGAUAAACAAGCUUGUUUGUUAUUUAAAGAUCUGUGCUUUAACAGAGUCUGUGUAUUGAUGUUGAGGAGGGAAGUUAGGCGUCUGUCCUGGUGUCAAGUUUGGUUUCACUUUGUCUUUCUGUGUUCUGCAGACCCCCAUGAAGAAAACCAAAGCUUUGAUAGGAGACGCAGGAGCUACUUUUGUGAACGCUGUGAGUAUUUUACACAAACACAAAGUAUUUUACAAUGACAGCGUGUCUAAAUAGUCGCUCAGAAUGGUGCAUUCCUGUUAUUGGGUUAGCUGAGGAGUAAACAAGGAGAAAACAGCAGCAGAGUCAAGGUGAUAGAUUUACCUUGAAAUCUCCAGAUCUCAAACCGAUUGAGAACCUGUGGGAUGUUCUGGAAAACCAAGUCCAUCCACACCUCGUAAUUUUAAAGGAUCAACUGCUGAGGUUUUGGUGCCAGAUCCCACAGCACGCCUUCAUGGGGUCCUGGUUUUGACUGUGUAUGAAACACAUGUCUGUCACCUUUUUAAUCUUCCUGUCACAUGUUUCCCAUGUGAGUGAGUAAUUUCCCCUCAAACUUCUCACAAAGUUUCCCCUCAGGAACUUUUUUUAGUCAGCAGUGAAAGAAUGAACCAGGUGAGAUGUUAAUGAUGUAGACAGUUUAGCUUUCAAACCAUGAGUGCAGCAGUAUCCCAGUUUGGACCUAAAAAAAUGCUCUGUAAACAUGAAACACUGUAAAGUUAUAGACAACUGAAUAAUAUUGUGCUGUAACAGGCUUUAACAGCAGAGUGUCCUCAAAAGUUCUUGAGUUUGUUGAAAACAGACUCAGAUUCUCUGUUUUAUUUGUUGCCAGCAACAAGUUUUUAAAAAUUGGCACAGAGUUUUGUUUACUGUAGAUGUUAAAAAUGCAGAGACCUGGUUCUGCAAUCCAUCCAUGUCUGAAGUUUUGAACUGCUUAACAUUUCAGGGUCUCCAAAUGUUUUCAUGGACCGCAUCAGUCCAGUUUCUGAGCAGGACUCUUCUCCUGCAGAUCCAUGCUGUUGUAAUCCCUGUUGUCAGAAUGUGGUUUGGGAUCAUAUGAAGGUCUUCCCUUAAAAAAACUCAUAGUCUGGAUGGACGCAGAUGUUGCUCCUAAACCUGGAGAUACUGUUUAAAACUCAGGAUGCAGCAUCUAUGAUUUCUAGUUCUUCAUUGAAAGGACAACUGAAAUUACUUGAGACGUUUCGUCUGAGGCGAAAUGUCUCAAGUAAGGCCAGUUGUCCUUUCCAAAAGAAUGAGAGAAUUUGAUCCAUCAGACCACAAGAAAGUUUUCCUCGUCCCCUCAGUCCACAUUAAAUGGACUCAGGUCCAGAGAAGUCUCUGGCAUACCUGCCAAAACUCCUGUUUUUCCCAGGACUCACCUGUAUUUUGAUGGUCCACGUUCAUUAAUGAAUCGGAUCUGAUCUCUCUAUAUAUAUAUGUCCAAAGUUUCCAGAUUUCCAGACAACCAAAGAUUGUCCUGUGUUUCUGCUGAGCCUCACAGACACUGGAUUGAUACUUUUACUUUACAAUUUGGGAUGAUUCAAGCUGUAAACUAUAUUUAAACAGUGUUUGUUGAAAAGUGAACACUUCAAUGAAAGGGAAACAAACGUGAGAUAUAAUAUUUACGUUGAUAGUCUCGGAGUAAUGCUUUCAAGGCAGCCUCAGAUAAAAAAGUGCGGUAUUGCACGCACAGAUGUUCAGAGAGCCUCAUACAGGAGAGCAUGUUAAACAUAUGACGACUUUAACACUAAUACUAGUGGACUAAAUAAGCUCAAGGCAUAUCGUAGCUGUUAUUUUUUUAUUACCAUUUGUUAUUGUUAAAACAAAAAAGUGUGCAGCCUCACUUACACUUAUUUGGAUGAGCAAUCUAAUUACAAAUACUCUCAUAAUUAGCUCAUAUCCACCAUACAAGGUAACCUCAAAACUGCCACGCUGCAAAAAUCUCCCGGAUUUUAUAACUCAAAUGUUGGUAGGUAUGGUCUCCAGUGUUUCUGGUUGUAUCUGGUCUCCUCUUUCCUCGUUCAGUUUGAACCUCUUUAGUAGAUGCAGUGACGAACUGUGUUCACAGUCUGUGGUUUUUAAAGUGAUUCUGAGUCCAUGCAGUGACUCCCACUCCAGAGUACUGUCUGUUUUUCAUGUUCUGUAGACCAGGACAGUCUUGGUUUCACUGUUAGUAUUUUAUCUAAAGUCACAUGAUUCUUCAGUUUGGCUGAGUAACUUGAACUCGUGUUUUUUGCGCCCACCUGUGUACCGACAUGUUUGAACCUCACGUGUUGAAACUGAACACAUCCUCCUCUGUCAUGCUUCUCUUUUGUCAUCUCCUCUUUCUCCUUCUCUUCCUCUAUUCUCGUCCCCCUUCUCUCGCUUCCUCAUCCCGUGAAGUUCACAGUCACGCCGCUGUGCUGCCCGAGCAGGAGCAGCAUUUUGACGGGUCAGUACCCCCACAACCACGAGGUGAGGAACAACUCCUUGUCUGGGAACUGCUCCAGCUCUCUGUGGCAGAAAGGACCAGAGUCCGAGGCCUUCCCCAUCUACCUCAACAAACAGAAAUACCAGACCUUCUUCGCUGGGAAAUAUCUCAACCAGGUUUGGACACUUUUCGAAACUUGACCAGAAGAGAAAGGAGGCUUUUUAGUAGGUGAAGUCAGGGGAUCAACUAACUGAGAGUAAAGUAGUUAUUUUAAAAGAUUAAAGGCGUGAAAAUGAGGUUGUUAAUUUAGUUAACGAUUGAUUACAUAAUGCUUAUUUUGAAGGAGGAUAGACUUAUGCUGCGUUCCAGUUAUCUUGGAAGUCAGAAGUCCGAGAAGUCUGACGUCACAACCAGGUUACCAGUGUUUCAGUUACCAAGUCAGAAAAAAGCUAAAUCGGAGGCAGAAACAAGAUGGCUACAUCUACGAAAGUUACUUUAGCACUUGCCUUGUCUGAAUAUAAGGCACUGCAACUCACUGCAAUGACAGUGUAUGAAGAGAUGGAUGGAUAAUGGACCAGUAAGUAAUCUAAUGUGAUGGCACCGUCCCCUCGGAUAAAUUUGACGAUAAAAUUAUAAACAGGCGCUGAUUUGUGUAACUUAAAGUCAUGGUUGACGGUCUGAGAAGCAGUUGAAAAAACUGAGCUGUUGAGGCAGAUUUAAAAAAAGCAUCCCACCCCCUCACACACACACACACAAACCCGUAUCGCCCUCCCCACGACACACCUCUUCUGGCAGAGCAAGAAGCCGGUCAGCAGAAGAUCCUACGCUAGCUUUAAAUAGGAUUCACUAUAUCGUAAUGUUAGUGACUAGCGGCAGCUCCGCUAGUGAGCAGCGUCUGCAGCUGCCUGGACAGCUACCGCGUUGACAUUGCAGAGACUAAUAAGAGUUAUUUAUGUAACAUGUGCCAUGAUAGAAGCCGAUAAAAAUGACCUGUUCAACAAAAACUCUGCUGUCUUGGCGUCUGUUUUCAGGCCCAAAUCCUGGCGGAGCUUUCUCCACCGCUCCAAGGAUGACCCGAUGUUUAUUCCAGUCAGAUUCCUCGCUUGGUCACAUUUCCUCUUCGACUCCGCCCUUUCUUCUGUCGGCUUGCGUUUUCUUCCCACUUUUGGCGGUGGGGCAAGCAGAAGUGUUUAUUUUUGCGUCCUUCUCCUUAACAGCUCCUGUAGCUAAGCUGCUACGCUACUUUUAGCUCAGAGCUCUGAGGAGGGCCGGGAAAGUGGGAGGGGACGAGUCGGAACUACGAGAGAGGGGUGUGUCGAAUACAGCAAGGUGAUUGGAUGGAGAGGCAGAGCAGGAGAUUGACCAAUAGGAGCUGUGGAUGGCUCCUAUUGGUCAAUGUUUUUGCAGCCCUGCACCUGCUAGGGUGAACAGAAUUUUUCUGUUCUUUUUUUCUCUUCACUUUGUUGAGAUCGCACUAUAGGACCAUGAUCGCCAUAGAAACGAGGUUCAUAAUAAUUACCAAUCUCUCAAAUUGUCAACCAUGCCUUGAAGAGAUUAAAAGCUGUUUUGAAGGGGGAUAGACUUAAACACCACAAUCCACCGGACCAGUUUUGUAGUGAAACCCAUCGCAGACCAUCUCUGUGCAGUUUGCUCCAGUUUUAGUUCAUUCUGACUGAGAUUACUUCUGUCAGCAUCUUCACUCUGCUGCUCAGAGCUGCUCUUUGCACUCUUAUCCUGACUGUGCUUAUUUGAUCUACUGACAGUAUAUGAAGAGGUGGAUGGAUAAUGGACCAAUACGUAAUCUAAUGUCCGUGUAGAUUCUCAUUCAUCAAGGUCAUGGUUAUCUUGAAGAUUUAAAAACAGGCAACUGGACUGUGUAGAGUUGAGACUCUACACAGUCCAGUUGCCUGUUUUUAAAUCUUCAAGAUACGUAAUCUAAUGUGUGUGAUGGCACCGUCACCUUGGAUAAAUUUGAUGAUGAAAUAAUAAACAGGCACUGAUUUGUGACUCCACCUGUGGCUUAAACCAGAUUGCUGCUACAGCAGUCUACGGUAGCCCUCUAGUGACACAAUUUUCUCCAAAUGAAGACUUAAUGGAUCAUUUUACAGUAGAGGAAUCAUGCAUCCUAAAAGUGGGCUGUCCUGUAUGUACCUGCUGAGCCUGUUAGCUGAGUCAUUAUCAGCAUGUUUGCGUGUUUGUGUAGGGAUGUACAUGCUGAGGUACGUCUGCAGACUCUUAGCUGACUCUCUUUCUGUCCUCAGUAUGGUAAGAAAGACGGAGGGGACGUCUCCCAUGUUCCACCUGGCUGGGACCAGUGGCAUGCACUGGUGAGUCUCACACACACACACACACACACACACACACACACACACACACACACACACACACACACACACACACACACACACACACACACACACGUAUGUGUAGAGUCUAUAAAUAAAGGCACUUCUGCUUUCACAGAGCUUCACUUUGUGGUUUCAGGUGGGGAACUCGCAGUACUACAACUACACUCUGUCAGUGAACGGUAAAGAGGAGAAGCACGGGGACAGCUAUGAGAAGGACUACUUCACAGACCUCAUAGUAAGCAGUCCUCUCACCGUACAGACCUGAGUGCACAGGUCUCUGCUCACACACAGUCUGGGAUCAGGUCUCAGGAGGGUUUAAAGGCUCAUUUAUGUGAGGGUUUAUGAGGAACAGUCCAGACUGUUUGGAUGAUCGAGGGUUUACUGUGGACUGAGUCUUCUUUGUGGUCCAGUCAGCAGUGUGAGGGUUAAUCAUCAACACUGUCACAUACAUGAGGAAUACUCAGGACAUUUGGUCUGCUGUUUUAAAUGUACAGGGUCCUCUGUUUUAUGUUAUAUGAAGUCAUGCUGCUCCUUUACGUCGUCCUCAUCAGGUGACCGUCGAGUCUUUCUGCUUACCCAGCUGUCUCUGUGCUCAGGACACUUUAUGAGAAGUGAACUUUCUCUCCUCUCUCCUCUCCGCUCAUGAUGUUUGAACAUAAAUCAGCAGAAAAUAGACUCCUUUAGUUUGGUGUUACAGUUUAAAUAGUUAUUUUCUAUAAUAUACCAAUUUAUCAAUGUAAUGCUCACAGUUUUAGUUUAAUUUUGUGGCUAUAAACCGGUUACCAUAAGUUGACCUGAUUUAGUUUUACAAGUCUUUAUUUAAAUCUCCUGUGUGAGGUUAUUAGCUGAUAAUAAAACAGACUACAGUUAAAAGUGAGGCCUCUUUAUGGCCUACAGCAGGGCUCCCAGACCGCCAAACUGGGCCACAAAAACACAGUUGGAUGUAAUUCCCACAUACAGUCCUGCUCACCAUUAUUGGCAGCCAUGAAGUUUAAGUACAUAAUGUGAAAAAAAUUUAUCAAUUGAAACCUGUUUUUCUGUAGAGAACUCGUGUUUGAUAUAAAAGACCAAAUGAUAAACAACAAUUUAAAUCAAUAAACAAUGGGAAGAAAAAAUAGAAAAACUUAAAGCGUGCUGUGUCACUACGAUUGGCACCCUCUCCUGUAAACUAGUAUGGGAACACAUUGUGACUCACCUUUGGUAAAUCACAAAUGAGAAUCACCUGUGAUUAAUUGUCUGUGCCCAUGUGACAUGAACUAACUAACGAAUGAAGACUUCUGUGUUUUAAAAAGCCACCUGUUAUCCCCUGUUCCUUUGCCACAAUGGUGAAGAGAAAGGAGCAGUCUGAGGACAUCAGAAGUAUAAUAAUUCGCAAACACAAGACCUCCAAAGGGUAUAAGGCCAUCUCCAAAGACCUUGGUAUCCCUGUUUCAACAGUGUGUAAUGUGAUUAAGAAGUAUCACAAGCAUGGAACUGUCAAGAGCCUCCCUGGACAUGGCCGGAAGAGAAAAAUUGAUGACUGAAGUCUUUGAAGGUUGGUGUGAAUGGUGGAAAAAACACCACGUCAAACAUCCAAAGACUUGAAGGCCAACCUUGAACAGUCUGGGGUCAUGGUUUCAACAAGUACCAUACGCCGCACACUCAACCAAACAGGGCUUUAUGGGCGAAGGCCAAGGAAGACACCAUUCCUGAGGCAAAGACAUAAAAAGAAACGACUAAUCUUUGCCAAGGAGUACCUGGGCAAACCACAAUCCUUCUGGGAAAACGUUCUGUGAACAGAUGAAACAAAAAUAGAGCUUUUUGGCAAUGCACACCAACAGUUUGUUUACAGACGGCGCAAUGAAGCCUACAAGGAAAACAACACCCUCCCAACAGUUAAGCAUGGUAGAGGAUCCAUAAUGCUGUGGGGCUGCUUUGCUGCAUUUGGUACUGGAGGCCUUGAUUGUAUCACAGGAAUCAUGAAAUCAGAGAAUUAUCAAGAGAUUCUAGAGCGAUAUGUCCUACUACUACUUAGAAAACUUGGUUUGAGUCGAAGAUCAUGGGUCCUCCAGCAAGACAAAGACCCAAAACACACAUCAAAAAGCACACAGGAAUGGUUGAAAAGGAAAAAUUUGACAGUUUUAAAAUGGCCAGCAAUGAGUCCUGAUCUCAAUCCCAUUAAAAAUCUUUGGUAUGAGCUGAAAUCUGCCAUUGUAAGUUCAAGAAUCAGAACUGAAACGACCUCCUUUAAAAAGUUGGAGAGCGCUGGUUUGACUCGGUGUUGGAGCAUUAGUCAUGUCAAUAAAAGGUGUUUGGUUGUCUUUAACCAGAUGUUCGAACAUACCCUGGGGUGAUAAUUACUCACAGAACAACAGGGUCCAUUUUCUCAGAGUAUUUCCAUCUGAUUCUGAUCCCUGCUAACAAAGACGCUGUUGUUUUCUCUCAGUUUUAUUCCUUCAAAUCUGAAAUGCUAAAACAGUUUUGUAUUAAGUGUCUCUUGAUUUCCUCCAUCCAGACGAACCGCUCCCUCCACUUCCUGGAUGACAGGAGUCCUCAGCAUCCGUUCUUCCUCAUGUUGUCUCCUCCGGCGCCUCACUCCCCGUGGACCGCGGCGCCGCAGUACCAGAAAGAGUUCAAUACGGUUAAAGCGCCUCGAGACGGGAGCUUUGACAAACCAGGGAAGGUGUGACUGAAAUCAUGUUCACGUCAUUUAAACUGAGGAACUUUUUCUUAAAAGUCCUUCAGUUAUAAUCAAACACAUGUUUUUUUUUUGUUUGUUUUAGGAUAAACACUGGCUGCUGCGUCAGCCUGUCAACCCCAUGCCGAACAGCUCCCUCAACUUCCUGGAUGAUGCCUUCAGGAAAAGGUUUGACCGCCAAGCCGUUUCCUCUGAGGUUUUGUAACCUGAUAUCAGAUCUGGAGUGGUGAGGGGGUUCUUGCUCUACAUUUAGAGUUUUCUAAUUCAUCUCAGAGUGUUUUGAUCAGAGAGAGAGGUCUGCUACAAUGGACAAAGUGUAAAAAAACUAAAUUUAAAAGAAGAUUCCUGCAUCAAAAAAACUUUCUCUGGUUUCUGUUUGAGUGUCCGAGGCUUUGGAAACAGAAAUGACGUACACUACAGGCUAAAAGUUUGGACGCAAGACCAAAACAGGCUAAACAUUUGGAAACUACUUCAAGUUUCUGUUCACAAUGCCUUUCAUAAAAAAAGGAUAAGUUAAAUGUAUUUUGGGGUGUAUUUAUUGCAUGACUAGACUUUGCUUUCAUUGAUAUGCACCAUUUUCCCUCAAUUUACCUUUAGGUAUACAUUGAUGUUACCAGACCAUUGCUGAAUAAAUGUCAACAAAAGAAAGGGAGGGCUUAGUUUUAGGUACAAGAAGAUUAGCAAGAGUCACAAAUUCAGUGUAAAAGUAAAAAAACAAAAAACAAAUCACUUUGCAUUAUUCGCUUUUACUUACUGGCUUUUGAGUGUCUGCAUACAAAAAUCCCAAUAAAUCUCACCCGUGUUCAAAACUCUGACAAACUGUCACAGAAAUGGCUAGAAAGAAGCAACUGAGUAAAGAAACAAAAGUACAGAUUUGUACAUUGAGGAAAGAAGGAUACACAGAAAGAGAAACUACAAAACACCUAAAGGUGUUUAACAAAGGAGUCCACUACACUCUGAAGAGACUAGAGGAACCUGGAAGUUAUGAUAGGAAAAGGCCUGGUAGAAAGAGGGUCACUACAAAAGCAGAGGAUAAACAUAUCAUUGUCACCAGUAAGAGAGAUCGGCGAAAAACAAAUAAGGGAGGAAAUCAACAUGACAAGGUCGAAACCCAUAUCUCUGACAACCGUGAAAAGACAUUUGAGAAAGGCUGGUCUGAAGGGUUGUGAAUCUGCAAAAAAAACCACUUCUUCGUCCACAGAACAAGAAAAAAAGAUACGAGUGGGCAAAAGCUCACAAAAAUUUGACCUAUGAUGACUGGAAACAAGUCCUCUGGAUGGACGAAAGCAAGUUUGAACUAUUUGGUUCCAAAUGCAGAGUCUAUGUCAGCAGACAAACUGAUGAACAUCUGAAAGCACCAUGUGUUACACCCACAAUAAAGCAAGGAGGUGGUAGUUCCAUGGUAUGGGGAUGUUUUGCAGGUGAUUGAGUAGAGGAUUUGUUUGAAGUAAAGGGUAUCAUGAAGAAGGAACAGUACCACUCCAUCCUCCAGCACCAUGCUGCUCCGUCUGGACUAAGACUUAUAGGUCCAAAGUUUGUUUUUUUUCAACAAGACAAUGACCCUAAGCACUCUGCCAAGCUCUCUCAGGGUUACCUAGACAAAAAAAGAAGAGGAAGGUGUUCUUCAAAAGAUGGUUUGGCCCCCUCAGUCUCCAGACCUUUCUCCAACUGAGCUUGUGUUGGAUGAAUUGGAUCGAUCAAUCAGAAAAGGGCGUCCCACGAAUCAGCAGUCUCUUUUUAAUGAACUUAAGAAAGCUUGGAAUGCAAUCCCUGGAACAUACCUUAAAAAACUUGUGGAACGAAUGCCUUGUAUAUGCCAAGCUGUUGUUAAAGCCAGAGGAGGUAACUUUAAAGAAAGCAAAGUCUAAGCAACAAUAACUCAAAUACCUGAUAAUUUUAGUAAAAAUGUCCUCUGAUAAGUUUUUCUUUAGAUAAUUACCUUUUUUUUUUUUUUGAUGCAAAGUAUUAUGAUUUUUUUUUUGUACAAAUUUGAUCUUGCGUCCAAACUUUUGGCCUGUAGUGUAGCUUUCUUCAUGAUCACCAAACAUGGGAGCUGCUGGUCUUUUUAUUUUUUUUUGCCUCGUUAGGAUUCAAUACAAAACUUGGGUGGCUUCAAUAAUUUAGAAAUAAAAGAAAACUGGGCAGGAGUAGAUCAGCAACUCCCAUAUUUAGAUAGCUGUAAAUAACUGGCUUUGUUAACUGGUUGGGUUUUUGUCCUGCACUGUGCACCACUAAAUGGCAAAUCUAAUCUGGAAUAAUCAUUAAAAGUAUCACAGAAGAAAACAAACUGACCAGCUGUUGUAGACCAGCAACUCCUGUACUCUGCAAGGUGUUUGAUCCAUGGUGUCUGUUUAGUUUUUUCUUGUUAGUGUGAGCUACAAAAUCAGUAAAUUCAAUUCCGAAAUUUUAAAACAUUAAAAAGACACAAAAAAAUACUAACUGUGGCAGACCAGCAACUCCUGUACUCUGCAAGGUGAAGGAACUUUUUUAUUUGGUUGAGUUUAGACAAAAAAAAUUCUUUGGCGUGUGCCACAAAAAAUAAAACUUGGUUUGAAAUAACUAAUUAAAAAGUCAAAUCAAAAUAACUUACAAUUGUGGCAGACUAGCAACUCCUGUGCUCUGCAAGGUUAAGCCUUGGUAUUUGAUUUAUGGUGUCUGUUUGUUUGUUUUUUUUCUGUUAGUGUGAGCUACAAAAUUAGUAAAUUCAAUCUGAAAUUAAAAAACAAUGAAAAAGCCACAGAAAAAAUCAAAACACAAAAAACAAACAAGAUGAAACACAUCACACCACAAAAAGCACAAACUGUGGCAGACCAGCAACUCCUAUAUCCUACUAGGAGUAGGAGCUUUUUUUCAAGUUGAGUUGAGACAAAAAAAUUCUGUAGUGAGUGAUACAAAAAAUAAAACUUGGUCUGAAGAAAAUAUUAAAAACUCAUAAAAAUAAAUAAAAACUGUGUAAUUGUGGCAGACUAGCAACUCUUGUGCUCUGUAAGGGGAAGCUUUUGAAUUUGCAGUCAGGUCUGGUUAACUUUCGGAAGUAUUUAGUCAGUAAAAAUAAAUUUAAUUUAAAAAUUUUUUUUAAAAAGUCACUUAAAAACUUGUGAACUUUCUGUUUUUGGCACACCAGCAACUCCUGUGUUCUGUGGGGUCAAAUUUCAGUCUCUGUUGAUGGUUUCUGGUUUAUGUUUGUUGGUUGUGUGUGCCACAAAUACACAAAUAUGACCUUUGAUUACGGGUAACAAAAACUCACAUUAGCUAAUAAUCAUGGUAGACCAGCAACUCCUGAGUUUUUAAAGACAUAUCGCAGCUCUUAUGAGUGGAGUUUUUUUGCUUUGAAGAAAGUGAUUAAAGGACAUAACCCCUGACUUGAAUCUUUAUUUCAAGGAUAAUGUCUCCAACAGGUGGCAGACCCUGCUCUCUGUGGACGACAUGGUGGAGACGCUGUUGAAGAAACUCGAGAGUAUAAAGGAGCUGAACAACACCUACAUCUUCUACACCUCAGAUAACGGAUACCACACAGGUCUGAGCGCGCUCCGUAAACACACCUGAACAUCACUCCUUCUGUCACCUGAUCAUGACCCUCUUCUCUGUUCUGGUCCAGGUCAGUUUUCUCUGCCCAUCGAUAAAAGGCAGCUGUACGAGUUUGAUAUCAGGGUCCCGCUCAUGGUCCGAGGUCCAGGCAUCAAACCAAACCAGACACUGAAGGUCCCGAGCGUCCUCCAACUUUUUUACAUUCACCUUGAUGUUUUUAAAACAGGAGCUUCAAAUUAAGAGCUUCACUUUGUCUGUCUUUGUGUUUCCUUCAGGCUCCAGUCUUAAACAUCGACCUUGCUCCCACCAUUCUGGACAUCUCAGGGGUCAACCUGUCUGUCGUGAACAUGGACGGCCAGUCCUUCCUCCCCCAGAUGGUCAGCUGUAACUUUAAUGGGUUUUCCUUAACUUUUUUCUCCUUCAGUUUUUGAAUCUGACUUUGUUUUUUUUCUAGGCUCCCUCUCUGCGUAACGGCACUGCUCGUCCUUUUUUCCUGGUUGAAUACACCGGAGAGGGACAUCCAGAACCAGAUCCCUCCUGUCCCAAACUUGGUCCUGGUCUGUCUGUGAGUAUCUGUAACCAGCAGCAUAACUCUACAAUACUUCUAUGAAAUAUGAACUCUUUGCUCAGUGUUUGACUCAUUUAACAAAUACAAAAAUUUAAAAUAAUCUGAACAAACUCGAGUUUCUCUGCAGAAAAGUGCAUCUUCAUAUUUUUCACAAACCUUCACUCACAGUCCUCAAUGAUCUGCUCAGUUUUUGCAGGUCUGAGGUCAAGAGUAUAUAUCAUAUUCUUGUGGGGAUAGAAAUGAAGGUUUGAUCUAAAUAUGACGAGACCCUAAAAAACUCAUUUAAAAAAAUUUUUAUGAGCGGAGAAAUGCAUUCCUUAAUCUUUUACAGCGUGCACACACUUGCAUGCACUCAUAUUAUCCUCUGAAGUCAGCAGGGUGUGUCACCUGCAACCUUGUAAAAGUUACAACAUACAAACAAAAUGUUAAAAGGGUUACCAGAGGUCGAAAGCUGACGAAAUUUACAGGAGAGCUGCAGGCAAAUAAACAUGUCAUAAUAAAAGUCACAAUUUGGAUCAUGUCAAAUAAGAAAAUAUGUGUAUUACCUGAUUAUAUCACCUGACAAAAAUCAAACAGCUCAAAGUAAAAGGAUAAAAGUAUGACAACUCCAAUAUCAAACUUAACUUUUUACUGUCCAAAUAAAUAGAUUGGCCUCACUUUUAACUUGGCGAUAACUCAACAUUAAUUUUCUCGCAGCAAUGUUUCCCAGACUGUGUGUGUGAAGACGCCUACAACAACACCUACGCCUGCGUCAGGACCCUGGACACCAACUACAACCUGCAGUACUGCGAGUUUGCAGACAGUGAGGUACAAACUGAGUUUUCUGGUCUUCCCCAGAGUCAUUAAUUUAAAAUGUAAUACCUAAACAUAUACAAGUUUUAAAGGUAGAACUCUUUUUUUUUUUUUUAGAGAAAGUUUUCUGUUCAUCUACUUACUGCAAACUUCUGUAAGGGCCUGUGUCCACUAACAGCAUUUUGAUGCUUGCAGCUGCCAUCCUCUGCAUUUCAGUGUUUUCAGCCCUAAUGCCCUCAGUGUCCGUACUGUCAGUUAGAAGUAACUCCACCAUGCUCAUCAUCAGUUGCGUUUACAUGGGCACAAAUAAUCGGAAUAAACGUCCGAUUGGAAUAAAACUGCGUCAUGUAAACAUGUUGAUCGGAAGAUUCUGACCCAAUUCAGCUCAAUCCGAAAGAAAUUGUAUUCCGAUCGAGAAGGGUGGUUUAUGCCGAUCAUUAUUCCAAACUUUGUCCAUGCAAACAUUCCGAUCGUGACUCUGUUACCUGACUCGGUCUUCACUCUUUACCCUUUGGUUUAUUUAUCAGGGCCAGUACAGGAGGUUUCAUUAUCAACAUUUUGGCAGGUCCCGUGUCUGCUCCUCCGAUAACAUAACAAGGCGUACAUACAGCGUAAUGAUGUCACAUCUGCACUCACAGUGCAACCUUUGACAGACCGGUAAAAUAAGCACACAAGGGCGCCAUCUAGUGACAACAUUUAACAAAGAGGAAAAAAUCCUGAAUAGAAUGAAGUGAGCUACUACCGCGUUUGUUGGUUCCUUGACAGCACAGGCGGAAAUACAACUCCUUCUCUGCGGUUGUUUUAGUAAAGUCAGACAACUCUGCACAUGUCCAAAGGCUUCUAAUCUGAAUUAAACUUGGUGCAUGUAUAUACACGUCAUGAUCAGAUUAUUUGAUUUUGCGCCCAUAUAAACAAUUGUUAGGUCUAAAACCUGCCCAAAUACCUGAAAACAUAUAAUGAAGAGAAAGACAAUGGUAUAUACUCGAGGAGAAUGGACAGAGAUCUUUUUUAGUUAUCUCAAUACCACUCUGGAAGUUCUUUUUUCUGUCCAGCCUCUUUUAUUUAGGGUUGUCCCUGGUUACACAAUGUUUCUAAAGGGUGGGGGAAAAUAUGUGCAGCAAAGUAAGCAUUUCAAAGAACAUAAUAAUGAACAAUUUGUGAAUAUGUGAAGGUCAAGGUGGCAUCUAACGAGCUCCUUCUGAUAAGCGUGUAUCCUCUCCAAAAACUUCCCACGAUUCAUCAGCGGAGGAUACGUCACCCCCACACCCACACCUGCUGAUAGGAAAAACACGGUCACAGAAAACUGAAAGAAACAUUGUUGUGCUGUGUAGAAAAGCUAAUGGAGAGAGAAGUUAGAAAACACUCUUAUGUGAUAAAAAUACUCUUAUAUAAUGUAUAAAAAGAGGUCAAAGCGGUUUAUACUUGUAGUAUAAACUCUUACAUAAGAAUAUGAGGAAUAAUGAUAACUUCUAUAUACAUUUAUGCACAUUAUUCUAACAACAAUGGAUUCCAAUUAUCCGUAUCCCUCAAAUUUUUAAUCAGAUCAAGAAAUUUUGCUAAUAUAAAACAUGGCUAAUGUCACUCUUCCCGAACUGACCAAUCAGAAUCAAGAGGGCACAAAACUAAGACUUCCAGUUCAAAAGCGAGGACACGAUUUCUUUCCAUUGUUUUAUAUUUUAAAUUUAUUUCAGAUGCAUAUGAAGCAAAAAUAGUGCUGGCAAAAAGUGAUCGCCCAACAGUUCAAGCAUCCUCAUGUGUUGUGGUUCCUGACUGGAGUCCAGGCUUUUCGCUGCAUGUCUUCUGUAACUCUCUCCACCCCAUAAUUUCUCUCUCUCUCUUAAGCUGUCCUGUCCAUUAAAAGUAAAAAUGACCACAAGUUCACCAGGCUAUGGAGGAAAUGGGUAACCCAUCUUGAAUAAGUGUCAUUUUAUCACACCAGGAGGCAGUUAAUGACAACUAAUAAUGUGCUCUAUUUCUUUUUUUUUUCUUAAUUUUCUUUUAUGCUUGAGUACAGUGCCCCCUACUGUCCUAUUUGAUAUGCUCUCUAGGUGUUGUUGGGCACUAGGGCGAGGAUGUUUCUGUCCUGUUAUGAUAUGAUGGACAAACUAUGGACAAAUGGAAUAAAAAUGAAUGAAAUAUCUCUAAACCCUGGACCUACCUCUUAAAAUGUACGCACUGUUACUAUGAUUCUUCUCUCCCUAUGUAAAAAUAUAUAUUUGUAUGUAUAUUUUUCUAUCUGUGCCUUUCCUUUCCUGUUCUUUCCUUUAUUUCAUUUUUUACAAGUAUUUUGAAAAACUGAAUGUAUUCAUAAAAAUAAAGUUAAAAAAAAGAAAAAAUGACCAAAAAUAUAACUUAAAGGAAAAAAACUCAGAAAUGCGGAUGUGAAAAUAGCCUAAGCAAAAAUGGUUAAAAUGGAUACAGGCCCUUAAUCUCACUUUUCAUCUUCAUCCAAAACUAUACAAACAUUUUACAAACCAUAAAGAUAUUAAAUAUUUAACAGUAACUGAGGCUUAUUGAGUGUUUUUGUGUCCUUAGUCUUUUGUGGAGGUGUAUAACCUGACGUCAGACCCCCACCAGCUGGAGAACAUUGUGAAGAAGGUGGACCCCACCGUCUUGCAGGCCAUGAACCAGCGGCUCAUCAAACUGCAGUCCUGUGAGGGCGACAGCUGCCGAAACAUCAAGUAAAACAAAAGCAGACGAGUUUAUCCUCUCAGUGACAGGAAGGGUUUGAUGAUCUGUUUUCUUUAAUUAACUGUCUCGUUCAGACCGCUCUCACGGGGAAAGGUACAGGCUAGGUUAAAACGGCUGACCUCUGUUAAGCUGCUUCAGUUUCAGGGUCCUGGCUUUGUGCAUGCUGGCUCACUGUCACAACAUCAUGACUGACUGGGACACUUGAACAGAAAACAGCCGUCAGUCAAAGAAGAGGUUGGAAUAAGUUUGGAUGAGAGGAUUGAUACCACUGUCGUAUCUGUUUACUUCUUUAUCUACAGUUUCCUCUGUUUAAUAUCCAGAAAAAAGCUGCUAACAUCACAGCAAGUUCACAUGUGUUAAAAAACUUCAUGAAGGAACUUUUUUACUUUUUUAUUUUGGGCCUAAAAUAAGGAGAUUGUCACUGUUAAAUUAGCUUAAAUGAGCACUAGUACUCUAUCUGCUGUGUGAACUUCUGCUGCUGUUUCCCCUGUUUGGUCUUUCUUUAGUUUUACAAUUUGGGUAGUGUAAAUAUUUACCAUCAUGAAGGUACAGAGAAGAGUCAUUUCACUUCAAUUAGCAUAAUGACUGUUUAUUUAAUCUGCACAAGAGCUUCAUAUGACAGACAUGAGAGUGGUAUCAAUGUCAUCUCAGCUAACAUCCAUUAGAAAGUUUACAGUUUUGUUUUACAGGGUAUUUCCAAAGAGCUUCAUCCUCCUCUUCUCUCCUCUCCGGGAGCACCUGUACUUCUCCUACUGAGACGAGUCGAAAUGUCUACUGUGAAGAAAUGUUUUCUCUGAGCUGUGCUCAAAAAUCUCCCUCAAGAAGAAGUUUUCUGCUAAACAACUUUCUGUUUUUACUGCAAACGCCUGUAAGGGCCUGUGUCCACUAACAGCCAUCCUCUGCUUUUCAGUGCUAAUGCCCUUCCUGUCAGAUAUGUUUGUUGCUGCACCUUCAGCUGACACUAGGUAUAGUUUGAAAAGUUUUUGUUAAUGUCACUUUUCCCCAACUGACCAAUCAAAAGAGAGAAGGGACAGGGCUGUCAUUUUCAUUUAAAAGGGACAGGACUUUUUUUCCUUUUUUAAUUUUUUACAUUUUCACUGCAUGAUGACUUUGAAUGAAUAUGAAAAAAAAAACAGUGCAGGUGAAAAGUGCCUUAGGGUGUGAACGCAGCCUAAGCAAAACAUGUCUUGAAUGGACACAGGCCCUUAACGUCACUUUUCAUCUUUUCAUUAUUCUGAGUUCCAAACAUUCAAACAUUUUACGGGCCAUUGAAAGACUAAAUGUUAUUUUGUUUUAUGAACCCAAAGGAUUUCUGGUACCCUGUAGCUGUACUUCAUGCAGUCAUCUGUAAAGAAAGAGUCUAAAAUGCACUUUGUGGUGAGAGUAUUGCUGUAGCCGAGCUUAGCAUGCGGACUGAAGACAGAGGGAAACAGCUAAGCUAGUGCUGGCAGCGAAAUCCACCAAUCAGAAGCUCACUAAAUAAUAAAUGAUGUCUUGUUUUGGGUUAGUGUUGCUGUAAUGAUAAGAAGUUUGGGACCAUUUCUUUACUUUCCUCAGCUGCUUGGCAUAAAAUCAGAUUUUUUUUGUUAAUGUGUAAAUGAAUCAGUUUCUUUUGAUAAAUCCAGACUGAUUUCACACCGAUUACAGUCUUUACUCUGAGCCAGAAUAAGUGACUCGUCUUCUGUCCUCUCACCCGACGCUCAACAAGGUGAGACUGUUUCUUUGAGAUGACCCUGCAGACUAAAACUGUUCGUACUCUCCGCAGCACUUCCCUAAUCAGCUGAGAUGAAAAAUCGUUUGAAUGUUUUCUCUCCGACUUUGUGCCACGGUUUUAAUCCUGAUGGGGUUUGUUUGAAUAUUUGACAGAGUAUUAAUGAUAUUUGUUUGAAGGCUUUUUUCAGUGGAAGCUGGAAAAAAAAUGUGCUAAAACUGCUGAGACAUAUGUUUUUACUCGACUGUCGGGGAUCCAGUAAGGGAAACUUCACCUGAAAAUGAACGCUUUAAUCCUGUGUGCCUUGUUUUUGCACUGACCAGGCUCAUGGGCCUUUUUUUUAAAUGUGAAUGUAUUUUGCACUGUGAUGAAAGUGAUAAAAAUAAAUCAAAAGAAGCAUUUUAA
Molecule: messenger RNA, 20019 nt
Organism: Xyrichtys novacula (pearly razorfish)
Lineage: Eukaryota; Metazoa; Chordata; Actinopteri; Labriformes; Labridae
Source: the annotation of a GenBank genome assembly